Molecule: messenger RNA, 1323 nt
Organism: Penicillium alfredii
Lineage: Eukaryota; Fungi; Ascomycota; Eurotiomycetes; Eurotiales; Aspergillaceae
Product: type III PLP-dependent enzyme
Exons: 4
Coding region: 1-1323 (440 amino acids)
Cellular component (GO): cytoplasm
Molecular function (GO): ornithine decarboxylase activity
Source: RefSeq, a predicted model, not a curated record
AUGGGUUUGCUACCUGCUUCGCGCGAGCUUGUCUUUCCCGGGACAACCAGCAAAGCUCCUCUUCUCCUCCGCGGCGUCCCUGAAUACCACAAACCCUCGCCCGAAGAGCUGGUCGAUCUGGCCAUUGAGAGCCACAUUGCCCGCGUAAAUAAACACUCGCUCGCCGGCGGCGACGAGUCGUUCUUUGUCGCGGAUCUGGGCCAGGUUACGAGGCAGCAUCGGCGCUGGACGCAGAGUCUGCCGGGGGUGCGGCCGUACUAUGACCCAACCCUCCUCAAACUCCUCGCCGACCUCGGCACGGGCUUCGACUGCGCUUCGAUAGAGGAGAUACGCGCCGUCCUCAACCAAGGCGUCGACCCGGCCCGCAUUCUCUUCGCCAAUCCCUGCAAGUCCCCCGCGGCGCUGGUGUACGCACGCCAGGCCGGCGUCAUCCGCACGACCUUCGACAAUCUCGACGAGCUCGACAAUAUCAAGGCGCAUAUGCCCGAGGCGCAGCUGCUCCUGCGUAUAUAUGCCAACGACGAUGGCGCGUUGAUCUGUCUCGGCGAGAAAUUCGGCGCGCACUUGGAUACCGUGCAGCCGCUUCUAUCGCGGGCGUGGGAGUUGGAGUUGGAUGUGAUUGGGGUGAGCUUUCAUGUUGGAACAGGAGCAACAAACCCCACCAGCUUCGCCAAAGCAAUCAACCACGCCCGUCUCGUCUUCACCCAAGCCCAACGCCUCGGUUUCACCCCCACAAUCCUCGAUAUCGGCGGCGGCUUCGUCGACAGCCACUUCGAGCCAACCGCCAGCUUGCUCCGCGAAACCAUCCGCGCCGAGUUCCCCGCAGGCGUCACGGUCAUCGCGGAGCCGGGCCGGUUCUACGCGCGUAGCGCGUACACGCUGGCGUGCCGGGUGAUUUCGCGGCGGCGGCAGUUGGGGAGUGCGGCGGCGGCGGGUGUGCCGGAUAUGCUGUAUCAGAAUGAUGGGGUUUAUGGGAAUUUCAUGAAUGUUAUUAUGGAGAAGGAGGUUAUGGGUCCUUCUGUUGUGGAGGGGACGAGGGGGAAGGAUAUCUCUGGAGGGAAGUGUGAAAAGGACUCUGAAGAUCUUUCUUCUAGAGGUAUUAGUGGUGCUGGUGAGCAGCGGUACUCGAUUUGGGGUCCUACGUGCGAUAGUAUUGAUUGUGUCGUGCGCGAGACGACGCUGGAGAGGGAGGUUGCUGUGGGGGAUUGGUUGAAGUAUAGGAAUAUGGGUGCAUAUACAAGUACCACCGCCACCCAGUUCAACGGCUUCAGCAGCUCCCACGACAUCCUCUACGUGAACAGCGAGAGUCUCCCCGAGUACUAG